AUGUCCUGGAAGCUCACCAAAAAACUGAAGGAGACGCACCUGGCCCCUUUAACUCAGGGCUUCGGUCGUUCCUCGUCUACUUCUACAAUUAAGGGAGACUCAAAUGGCGGUGGUGAUGAGACCCCAGUGACUGCCCAGGCCCCGAGUGUUUCUCAGGCCCCCUCGACAAAUGGCAUUGUUGCCUCAGAGUCUCUUGUGUCGCCUCCCGUGGCCCCAGUGAACCCCGGUAUUCUCAUUGUCACUCUCCACGAGGGAAAGGGACUCGCUCUCUCCCCGCAACUUCAGCAGAUCUUUAACUCUCAUUUCCAAAACAACUCCUACGCCGCCUCAUCAUUGCGUCCCAGCACUUCCUCCUCUUCGCAUUCCUCUCAUGGUCAAGGUGGCUCCUAUGUGAACUCAGCCCGCCCACAGUCCACCAGUGGGGGUAUCAACGCCGCACCGACCAUCCACGGCCGUUACUCCACCAAGUACCUUCCAUAUGCGUUGCUCGAUUUCGAAAAGAACCAGGUCUUUGUCGACGCCGUGUCGGGUACACCUGAAAGCCCCCUAUGGGCAGGCGAUAACACAGCGUUCAAGUUCGAUGUCUCCAGAAAGACCGAGCUGAAUGUCCAGCUGUACCUGCGUAACCCUGCAGCCCGAACCGGUGUCGGCCGAAGUGAGGACAUCUUCCUGGGAGCCGUCAAGGUCCAACCCCGCUUCGAGGAGGCCAGCCAGCCCUACGUGGAAGACCCUAAGUUGAGCAAGAAGGAUAACCAGAAAGCCGCUGCCGCCCAUGCUGAGCAGGAGCGCACCCAGGGUCAGCUGGGUGCUGAGUGGCUUGACCUUCAAUUUGGAAGUGGUUCCAUCAAGAUUGGCGUGUCGUUCGUUGAGAACCGCCAGCGCAGUCUGAAAAUGGAGGACUUCGACUUGUUGAAGGUUGUUGGCAAGGGAAGUUUCGGCAAAGUCAUGCAGGUCAUGAAGAGAGAUACCGGCCGAAUCUACGCCCUGAAGACCAUUCGCAAGGCACAUAUUAUCUCCCGAUCUGAAGUAACACACACCCUCGCAGAGCGCUCCGUGCUGGCGCAAAUUAACAAUCCUUUCAUCGUUCCUCUGAAGUUCUCGUUCCAAUCACCAGAAAAGUUGUACUUCGUGCUGGCAUUUGUCAACGGUGGAGAGUUGUUCCAUCAUCUGCAAAGGGAACAGCGAUUUGACAUCAACCGCGCUCGCUUCUACACUGCCGAACUGCUGUGUGCCCUUGAGUGUCUCCAUGGUUUCAAGGUCAUCUACCGUGACCUGAAGCCUGAGAACAUUCUGCUUGAUUACACUGGCCACAUCGCUCUGUGUGAUUUCGGCUUGUGCAAGUUGGAUAUGAAGGACGAGGAUCGAACAAACACUUUCUGUGGAACUCCCGAAUACCUUGCUCCUGAACUCCUGCUUGGUAACGGUUACACCAAGACCGUGGAUUGGUGGACUCUUGGUGUCUUGCUCUAUGAGAUGCUGACAGGCUUGCCACCUUUCUAUGAUGAGAACGUCAAUGAGAUGUACCGCAAGAUUCUACAGGAACCCCUGACCUUCCCCAGCAGUGAUAUUGUACCACCAGCGGCUCGGGAUCUCCUUACACGACUGCUGGACCGCGAUCCCCAGCGCCGUCUUGGUGCCAAUGGUGCUGCAGAGAUCAAGUCUCACCAUUUUUUUGCCAACAUUGAUUGGCGCAAGCUUCUCCAGCGGAAGUAUGAGCCAAGCUUCCGUCCUAAUGUGUCGGAUGCUCGUGAUACGCACAACUUUGACGAUGAAUUCACAUCCGAGAAGCCUCAAGACUCAUAUGUUGAUGGUCCUGCCCUCUCAUCGACUGUCCAGGAACAGUUUGUAGGAUGGUCGUAUAACCGUCCUGUGGCUGGUCUUGGCGACGCCGGUGGCAGUGUGAAAGACCCAUCAUUUGCCAGCAUUCCCGAGUAA
Messenger RNA from Penicillium malachiteum, 1935 nucleotides. RefSeq names its product serine/threonine-protein kinase. The coding region runs from base 1 to 1935 and encodes 644 amino acids. Gene Ontology annotation, molecular function: protein serine/threonine kinase activity; ATP binding. NCBI's taxonomy places the organism in Eukaryota, Fungi, Ascomycota, Eurotiomycetes, Eurotiales, Aspergillaceae. The transcript has 6 exons. Gene Ontology annotation, biological process: protein phosphorylation. The record is from RefSeq and is a predicted model, not a curated record.